AUGACGGGGUGCAUGGGAGAUGAGAGCAAGAUGGAGUUGCAAGGCUUUGUGGAUCUGAUAGGCGCUGCUAUCAGAAACACCGUUACAGACUCUGCAAAUGUACUAUCACUGGGAGAGGAUGGGCACAUGAAGUUGAUCAAAGCUUUCAUAGAGGCGAACCAAAACUUCUCCAAUGCAAAGAUGGAUAGUUAUCUAUUUACUAGCCGGUGUAGGUUCCCCUUCUAUGAAAUUGAUUUCGGUUGGGGAAAGCCUGUUUGGACAAGUCUUGUCAGCAUGCCUGUGAAGAAUUUUAUAUGUCUAAUGGACAACAAAGAGGGUGAUGGAAUUGAAGCAUGGGUGCUCUUGGAUGAGAAAGACAUGGUUAACUUCGAACAGGAUCAGACCAUUAGAGCCUUCACCACUUAA
Molecule: messenger RNA, 405 nt
Organism: Camellia sinensis
Lineage: Eukaryota; Viridiplantae; Streptophyta; Magnoliopsida; Ericales; Theaceae
Source: RefSeq, a predicted model, not a curated record